Aspergillus pseudonomiae is the source of this 1331-nucleotide messenger RNA. Its product is annotated as IGBP1/TAP42 family protein. Gene Ontology annotation, molecular function: protein phosphatase 2A binding. The record is from RefSeq and is a predicted model, not a curated record. Gene Ontology annotation, cellular component: cytosol. Bases 42 to 1109 code for a protein of 355 amino acids. Gene Ontology annotation, biological process: regulation of signal transduction; regulation of dephosphorylation. Lineage: Eukaryota; Fungi; Ascomycota; Eurotiomycetes; Eurotiales; Aspergillaceae. The transcript has 3 exons.
CGGCUUUGAUCUUUACAAGCAUACUACCCCGAACCCCGACAAUGGAACAACCCCAGAACCUUCGCGCGAUUUUUGCUGCUGCAAAAUUAGAGAAGUCAGCAUUGGAAAGUCGCUUCGAUACUAACACAGAUCAAUAUCGCAAUGAUGUCAAUGCCACAAUAGCCAAGCUUGAGGAAUGCGCACGGCUCGUUGCGGUCCUAUCGUUAUUCAGCUCGAACGAGCCGCUGGAAGAUAUCGCAACUGGGGAUUUACCGUAUCUCACGGUGUCAUACCAUCUUGCGGAGCUCCUACAGAGAUCGUACAACUCAGACCGCGUGUCUAGCCUUCGACGUGCACUUGAGCAAUACGAAAGAUACCUCACGCGCUUGGAUGAUUAUGAAUUACUCAAUGAUAAGGAUAAAAAGCUCUAUGAACGGUAUACUGCGAACCCGGCGUCCUUUUCGCUGACGCCUGUCAAUGACGCCGCUGCCCGGAGAGAGGUGAAGAUAAAUAGGUUUAGGGAAGAAAAGGAGCUCAAACAGAGGCUUCAGUACCUCUCGGAUAAUCAAAGCCGGCUCCAGACCGACGAUGAAGAUGUUCGACAGCUCUAUAUUGCAGAGAUCAAACUGUAUACUCAUCAGACGUUUCAAUCCUUGGACCUUCUUUCACAAGAGCUGUCUAUGCUAUCGUCCAUUCGCAACGCGGCACCUACCCAUGAUCAAAUCCCACCCGAAGACACUAGGCGCCGGAAGGACGCCCAACACUCGGUAUACUCUGAACGAUUGGAUCCUCCCAUUUCCCAACUGUUACAAGGAGGCAAGUUUGGACCGAUAUUGAGUAAGGAUGGGAAACCAUUGCAGCCAUUUACACUACUUGAUCGGCGGACACAGCUCCAGCAAGGUGUUUUCCGAUCUGGUCACAAUUUACCUACGAUGACUAUCGACGAAUAUCUCGAAGAAGAGAAGAGAAGAGGCGGCAUUAUUGAAGGUGGCGAGAAGUCUGGUGUACAAGAGGAAGUUGAUGAGGACGAUAUGGAUAGGGCUGAUGAAGAAACUAUGAAAGCUAGAGCCUGGGAUGAGUUCACAGAAGCCAACCCACGAGGCUCGGGAAACACCCUGAAUAGAGGUUAAUAUCGAUUGAAUCCUCUGUUUCCCAUUUAGUUCCCUCUCACAUCAUAAUUUCGGGGCCCCAAUUACGCUGUCUUGCGAUGCUUGUUAAGAUCUAUCUAUGACAUUGGGAUUCUUUCGUUGUCUGCCAUUAUCAUCUCAAGACUCAAGAAACGUAGUUACAGAUUAUGUAUUUAUGGGAGGGCUACAGGCUUCCAUGUAGUGCUGCUUUUCAAUGGCACGUCU